UCCGUUUAGUCAUGACGACCACAGAUUUCGCACCUCUGGUGAAUAGGGUGGUGGACGACCACGCCAAAGAGCUCUGGGAGCUGAGUCGUUUCCUGUUCGAGAACCCCGAGUUGGCUUUGACGGAAGUCAAAGCUCACGACAAACUCUGCGAAUUCCUGGAAGGGAAAGGCUUUGUCGUGCAGCGAGAGUACUGCUUGAAGACAGCCUUCAGGGCAGAAUUUGACGCUCCAGCGGGAUCCGAUGGGCGGUGCGUGGCGUUGCUCUGUGAAUUCGACGCCCUCCCAGACAUCGGUCACGGCUGCGGGCACAACCUGAUUGCCGAAGCAUCGGUGGGCGCCGCUCUCGCUGUGCAGGAGGCGAUGAAGUCAUCCAAGGACAUGCGCGGCAAGCUCGUGGUUCUUGGCACGCCAGCCGAGGAGCACGCCUGUGGCAAGGAGCUUCUCAUCCGCCAGGGGGCGCUCGAUGGCAUCGAAGUGGCCAUCAUGUCGCACCCAACUCCCGCCGAUGUUGUGGCACCUCUUUUUUCAGCGUUGCAGGAGGUGAGCGGGAUCGUGCCAUUACACCGAGCGCACAUGUGCGGGGGUUGA
Messenger RNA from Dermacentor silvarum, 587 nucleotides. RefSeq names its product peptidase M20 domain-containing protein 2. Lineage: Eukaryota; Metazoa; Arthropoda; Arachnida; Ixodida; Ixodidae. The transcript has 3 exons. The coding region runs from base 12 to 587 and encodes 191 amino acids. The record is from RefSeq and is a predicted model, not a curated record. Gene Ontology annotation, molecular function: dipeptidase activity.